Molecule: messenger RNA, 1826 nt
Organism: Tribolium madens (black flour beetle)
Lineage: Eukaryota; Metazoa; Arthropoda; Insecta; Coleoptera; Tenebrionidae
Product: phosphopantothenate--cysteine ligase
Exons: 4
Coding region: 42-1088 (348 amino acids)
Biological process (GO): coenzyme A biosynthetic process
Cellular component (GO): cytoplasm; nucleus
Molecular function (GO): phosphopantothenate--cysteine ligase activity
Source: RefSeq, a predicted model, not a curated record
AAUUAAAUUGGGGGGGACUUGAUGAGGACUUUGUGUUUUAAAUGCGUCACAAGUGGUACCCCCAUCAUCUCCGAAUAAUAAUCCAAAGUCCCCUUUGUGACAUUUGUACCAACAGUACAGACUCCGACUUUACCGAUAUUAUUUCACCGAAAAUGUCUCAUUGGGAGGAAUUUUACGCGACACAUUUACCCCCGACUGACUUUGAAGACAACCGAAUCCUCCUGAAAGAGUUCUGUGAGCGUCACAAAAAAGCCGGUGAACGUAUCGUCCUAAUAACGUCAGGGGGCACUACCGUGCCCCUGGAGCACAACACAGUCCGUUUUGUGGAUAAUUUCAGUGCGGGGACACGUGGGGCUGCCUCAGCUGAGUAUUUCCUCGAGCAUGGCUACGUUGUGAUCUUCAUGCAUCGUGUCAAGUCUUUGGAGCCCUAUACGAGACACUUCACCGGUCAGAAAUUCAUGGAUAUGUUGGAGUUGCACGACCAGGGCCCCAAUACCAGUAUCACAGUCAAACCGGACAGUGUGGACGUUUUAGCCCCCGUUUUGGCCAGUUACAAACAGGCGCAAGAAGGGGGCAGAGUCCUAUUUGUGACGUUUACAACCGUGUCGGAUUAUUUCUGGCUUCUGAGGGCUGCAUGUGAAUGUUUGGCGAUUUUUGAGACUAAAGCAGUUUUAUUUCUCGCAGCUGCGGUGUCUGAUUUUUAUGUUCCUUCAAAUGAAAUGCCGACUCAUAAGAUCCAGUCAGGGGCAGGAGCCCCCACGAUUCAGUUACAACUAGUUCCGAAAUUGUUAGCCCCACUUGUUAAUUUAUGGGUGCCCCAUGCGUUUGUUGUCUCAUUUAAACUGGAAACCGAUGAAAGUAUUUUAAUUGUGAAAGCUCGAGACUCACUAAAUAAAUACAAACAUAAACUUGUCAUUGGAAAUAUGUUACAAACUCGUCGCCAAAAAGUCGUUUUUGUCACCAAAGACACCAGUUUUGAAGUGUCUCUAACACGUGAACAAAUGCUCAACGGUAUGGAAAUUGAAGACUCGAUUGUUUCAAAUGUUAUCAACAGUCACACUGAAUUCCUAAAAAAGCGUCAGUAUUAAAAAGAUGGGGGCUAUUUAUUCGAAAUCAGGGUAACUAACCUUAAAACAAUCCUAGUAGUUUUAAGGGGGCUAAAUAUGUCACAGUUGUGCCCAUACAAGCCACAACACUGUCUUUACGACCAUUUUUUUACAUAUCUUUGAGGUUAUGUUUGUUAGUUUGAGGUUAGGUAACUUUAAGGAAUUGGUGCUUUAGAGGGCCACUUUGUGGUCAAUUUUAUUUAUUUUAACUAGUCGGGGGAGCCCCCGCUCCCUGGUGAGGUUUGUGUACGAAAAAAAGGACUAAUGGGUAAAAGUGUGUUUUUCAAUAGGUGAGGUUAUGUAAUUUUUAGACGUAAAAACUGCCUUAAUUUUAAUUUUUCUUAAGAAAUAGGGGCUACUAAAUGCCCAAUUGUUUCAAUGUGAGACAUUUUCAUUCCUGUUUUUCACUUUUUAAUGAUUUCAAAAGUGAGGUUAUAAAGUAAUUUUCAUUUUUGGUUAGAAUGGGGGGCUUCAAAAUGAAGGUUAUGUUAUGGGGGCUCCCGUGUUUUGUUAGUAGUGGCCAAACGUUGUAACUGUUGUUGUAAUAAGUGUAAAAAUGUGCCAGUAACGCUAUCAUUGUACAGAUAAAUGUUUAUAUACCAAUUUUUAUUUUUAUACAUUCAUCUACUUUUGAAAAGAUUGUUUUUGUUAGUAGGGGGGCACAAUUGAUUGUCACAAUUUUGUAAAAAGUGUCUAAAUAAAUGUUUUUAUUAAAGUGUU